This is a messenger RNA of Larimichthys crocea (large yellow croaker), 4079 nucleotides long. RefSeq names its product calneuron 1 (gene caln1). Lineage: Eukaryota; Metazoa; Chordata; Actinopteri; Sciaenidae. The record is from RefSeq and is a predicted model, not a curated record. The coding region runs from base 188 to 1072 and encodes 294 amino acids. Gene Ontology annotation, molecular function: calcium ion binding. The transcript has 6 exons. Gene Ontology annotation, cellular component: trans-Golgi network membrane.
GAGUGGAGCAUGAGAGGAGCUGUUGUACCUGCUGCUCUCACUGCUCAAAUAUUAACAACGGGUUUCUGGGAACCGAUGCCGCUGCUCUGGGACAAGCCCAAACUGUGGAGGCAGCCGGGCUCAGUGGUUUGUGGACAGGCAGUCUGCUGCUGCUGCUGCUGGAGGCACCGCUGCAUCUAAGAGUCUGAUGGAGGAGGAGGUCACAGAGCCCGAUCCUCAGACAGUGGAGCCCACCGGCAUGCCGCCGCCGCCGCCGCUGCCGGGGACACACUCUGAGGUAAAUGGAGACUUGCCGGGCAACCCAUACCUGAGGGACGGGGCGGUGGUGGUGGACGUGAUGGAGAGUCCGGCGAGGGAGCCUGUUGUGCUGCAGGAUCCUGCUGAGUACAGCCAAAGCCACCAGUAUGGGGAGAAGAUGCCGUUCCACCAUGUGACGGCAGGCCUGCUCUACAAAGGGAAUUACCUGAGCCGCUCGCUGUCAGACAGUGACAGCGACGUGCUGGCCAGCAUCUCUGUGGAGGAGCUUGGCGAGAUCCGGGAGGCGUUUAAGGUUCUGGAUCGUGACGGAAACGGGUUCAUUUCCAAACAGGAGCUGGGUAUGGCCAUGCGCUCUCUGGGUUACAUGCCCAGUGAGGUGGAGCUGGCCAUCAUCAUGCAGAGACUAGACAUGGAUGGUGAUGGACAGGUCGAUUUCAACGAGUUCAUGACGAUCCUCGGACCCAAACUGCUGUCGUCUGAGACGAGAGAAGGUUUCCUGGGCAACACAAUAGACACCAUCUUCUGGCAGUUUGACAUGCAGAGGAUCACCCUGGAGGAGCUGAAACACAUCCUGUUCUACGCCUUCCGCGACCACCUGACCAUGAAGGACAUCGAGAACAUUAUCAUCAACGAAGAGGAGAGCCUGAAGGAAAACUCUGGGAACUGUCAGACAGAGUUUGAGGGAGUUCACCCCUCGAAGAAGAACCGUCAGACGUGUGUGAGGAAGAGCCUCAUCUGCGCCUUCGCCAUGGCAUUUAUCAUCAGCGUCAUGCUCAUCGCGGCCAAUCAGAUGUUGAGGAACGGCAUGGAGUAGCCUGCGCCCACUGUGAGCGGGGAACAAGCCAGCCUGCAUGUGCAUGCCAGUGGGUGAGGUCAUAUCCCUUCUGAUAGGAAAAGAACUACAAGGAAAUAACGCUCAUAAUAAUCAUCAACAACAAAACCCAUUUUUGAAAUUAUUUUUUCGAACGAGUGGCACCUCUCCACCAACGAUGUCCACUGAAACCGUGAAGCCAGCAUGGGGAGUCAUGCAGGACUCCUCCCCCUUUACUCUUGACAGGGACUCUCAAGGGCUGACAUUACACAUAACACUCUGUCGUGUCUGUUUCCCUGAUGCAAUGCAAUAAAAAAAAUGUAAAAGAGAAGAAAAAAAAACAACAACAAAGAAAAAAAAAAAAUGCUGAGUGCACGAGUUCAGAGCUGCUUUUCCAGCAGGCGAGAUGUGACGUGUAUGUCUGCAGAUCUGUCAACCACCAGGAGUCUGAUGAGCCACCAGGGUCUGCAGUCUGGGCCCCCCGAGAGAGUGAGGCAAGCAGAGGGAAGGAGAAGGGGAACAAUUGCCCUCCUAUUAUAAUUCCUGGAAGGAUGAUGGCAGAGCUCGCCGCCACUCAAGUAGAAGGAUCUGUAUGUGUCAAGCCACAGCUCCCGGAGCUCUCAUGGUGCUACGAUACUUCAGCUCUCCGACUUUCUAUUUUCAACUACUGCGUCUGUGGGCUGGUCUGAGGUGCUGGCAUCACUUCAUCAGUCCUGCAAACCGAGCAAUCAAGCGAGUAGAAUAUUGGACGGUAACUGUGGAGGUUUGAGUCUUGGCUUGUUGAUAUUCGUGAAUGAAUUCAGAGACUCUUGGUUGAAGGUUUGGUUGGUUUCUCCUGGACGCUGUUGUGUUGAACGCUGUUCAGAGUGCAGGGAAGGUUUGAGUGUCCUAUUAGAGGCAAAAAAUCCCUUUCAGUGCUCUCACACUGUUAUAUAUCAUCUGUCUGUGGCGCUCAGUGCACUCUAUUCUCACUGUUUUCCAAGGUGAUUUAAUUCUACUUUGCACACUCUCCGCCUGCCUCGUCUACUUCUGCCUCAGUUGGUGAUUUUCCUACAUUUCCCGAAAUUACUUUGGACAGCUCCCAGAGGACGGGUGUGAACCUGCCGCCUUCGGCUGUGUGCUAAUGGAGAGAGUGGAAAAAGGGACAAUGGUAGGGGGCAAAAUAUCAUGAGGUUUCCCAGCCGGCAAAGCCCAAUUUGAAGCUUUUACUCUGAAAGUCUUGUGGCUGAGAUUCAGCCUGGCUUCUUGACAGAUUUCCACCUGCCUGUCUGUUGGUGUCACUGCUUGAUGGAGCUUUUGUUCUUCCAACUUGAGGGACUGACACCAAAACACAACAUGUCAUUAGUCUUUUUUAAAUACUGUCCUCAAACUCAGCACUGAUGCCCACAUCGACCAAGAAAACAGAGCCACCGACAGAGGAUUUCUAACAGUGUGUCAGGGAUUUUUUUUCCUCCAAUCAACACAAAUGAAGUAAAUGAAUUAAAACUUAGUGCUGUGAAAAGUUGAACCCCCCUUUUUAAGUCCCCUGCACAAAUUCUUAAUUAUAAUUUAAAGUUUUUGUGAGCGUUAUGUUUCCGUUUACAUUCAGUUCCAAUCAUUUUUUUAAUGUGUGAGUUGUGAUUAGUUGUGUGCACCUCUCUCUCUCACACUUUAUAUGAAUCUGAAUCCUGCAAAUAUUCCACCACAACAUUCGUUUCCUAGCUUUUGCUGCUUGUAGAUUAACUGGAUUAAUCAUCCAUUUUGAUCGUAGUUAAUCAUUUCAGUCACUUUCUUGAGCAAUAACGGCAAAAGAAAAUCAGCGUGUGUGAUUUCUAUAUUUACUUUAAUCCUAACUUUUUUUAAUUUAGGACCUUCCUGUUUGAAAGCACAGUGUAGACAGACAGUUGUGUUCAAUCUUUGGGGAUGUAAACUUCCUCACAGCACUGAAUGAUUUAAAGAUUUAAAGAUGUAAGAUGAGGUCGACUCUGAGCUCCUGCACUCGCUCUCAUCUCAUGUGUGACCCCAGCCGGGGGAGGGGGGAUCAGAAACACCCAUAUUAUCAAAGUGCAUGCGAUCAAGUCAGUGUCUUCUGUAAAUACUGUAACCCACGUCUGCAGUGUCUCUAAGUGUCUGUUUUGAAGGUGUACAGUUUCUCCGUGUGUGCAUGACUGUCGGUGCCCUCUGCUCACUCGGGUACGGAGGUGCAGGGAGGGGAAGAUGAGCAGAUAGACGAACACGUCAGACGCAGGCGGUGAAGGCCCUUUCUGCUUCCUCUCAACCCUCUUGCCAAAGCCAUAGAACUCCGCAGAGGUGAAACCGGACGACGGCGUGUAGAGGUUUUCCCUGUUUCCACGUAGAAACACAAGAUCACACCGGUCUUCUGUGGCAGAAACACGUCUGCCAUGUAGGACUUGGUUUGUUCCUGUGCCUGUUGUUUUUGCACUGUACCUGUCACCCAUUCCAAUAAAAUGACAACGAGGGCUGUAGUUAUGUGCAAGAGUGCCAUCUAGAGGUUGAAGUGAGAUCACAUUGUCCAUGCUGUCCUGUCAGUGUUUGUGUAUUUCUCUCUCUCUCUCUUUCUAAGCUUUAUGGGAAUGUGAUUCUCUCACAGCAUCGUGUUCACAAUGUCUGGCAGUUUGUUGAUCUUUAAUGUUGAAAUAUGAGGAUUUUUAUGUCUAAUGUAAAGGUUGACUUUGAUCUACCGACACUGCAGGUAGAGCAGCACUUGUACGUGAACACAUAUUUAAACACGGUGUAUUUAUAGGAAUAGAUUUCUUGCCUAUGGCAGAAAAAGUCCUUCUGAACCACAGAUGGUUUACCCAGACUACAUUUUGGAGACUUUGUCUGCAAACCUUGUAGGUCACACUGGUUUUGUUUUUUUGUUUUUUUUAUGAUCUGACACUGAUUUUCUUUUUUGAACCUCUCAGUCUUGCAGUAUUGGUGGAAAUUUCCCGCCACAGCGAGUCACUGCUGCCAUGUAGUGGUUAACUGGAAAAGUGUUUUAUGGUUUAUUUGUUCUCUGAGAAGAACU